Debaryomyces fabryi is the source of this 897-nucleotide messenger RNA. RefSeq lists its product as uncharacterized. The transcript has a single exon. The record is from RefSeq and is a predicted model, not a curated record. NCBI's taxonomy places the organism in Eukaryota, Fungi, Ascomycota, Pichiomycetes, Serinales, Debaryomycetaceae. Bases 1 to 897 code for a protein of 298 amino acids.
AUGGGAUUCGAAUCAACUAGUUCAGGUGUCGCAGCCAGUAUAUAUUUGGGUUUAUAUACCUUGUACCUUUUGUUGGCUAUAAAUGUUGUCAGAAAGAAAGGGUUUAAAUCCAUAUAUACGGCAUUGUUGGCAUUUGGAAUAUUUAGAGUGGGUGGACAAUUAUGUGGUGUUGCGUUUGCAGUGUUGGGAAUUCAGUAUUGGCCAUGGCUAGUCGCAUAUUUGGUGCUUACUGCAGAAGGGUACUUUUCGUUAAUUAUUGCAGCAUUUUAUUUUAUUGUCCAGUGCCAGAUAAGACAAAAUGGGAGAUCGUGGUUGUGUAAAUGUAAAGAAGAACGCAAAGAAGAGCAAGAAGCAAGCAAAUUCAAGCAUACAUCUUGUUUGUCGUGGUCAACUGUUUUUCACUUGGUAUUGGUCCCAGCAAAUGCUCUUGUUAUUGGUGGUGGUACUACGUUGACAGGAAUUGACACUGAUAGAUGGGACCAAGAGACCGACAAGAUUAAUACGUCGAAAGGGUUGAGGACAGCGGGACAAGCCAUCUUCCUCAUACAAACUAUUAUUGUAAUUUUACUUCUGGUAUAUGUGUACGUCAGAGAGAAAGUCAGAGGACACACAAUCUACUUGUUGUUUGCAGCCUCACCAUUCUUGCUUGUUAGAGGUAUAUUUGGAAUAUUGUCUAUCUUCAUAGACAAAAUGAACUACUAUCAACUCUCGAACUAUGAUGGGGCAGGCCUCACCUCAGAUUUCGUUGCUUACGAAUACUGUCUUGCAACAACCAUGGAAUUUAUUGCUGCUAGUUUAUUCAUUUCUAACUAUUACCUCGAUAAUAGCGAAAAGGAUAUUCUGGACGAAAAUUUCAGCAAGUUUGAGUCCGACGAAAGUAGUUCCAUUAAUGCAUAA